ACUCACAGCUUCUCUUCACCACAUUCCCAGCAGAAUCCCAGCAUCCAAGCAGUGGCGAACGCAGGAAAUUAAUGACCAGCGGGAGGGGCUUCUUCCUCCUCUCGCCUCUCCUCUCCUUCUUCCUCCUCCUCAAAUUUGUAGUGGGGGUUUAGGAUGGCCUCCAUAGAAAUCACGGUGGUAGCUAGGGGGGCUCGAGCCCCGCCCACCCCACCGCUAGGUCCGCCACAGCACCCAAGAGCAGAAUUAAUGGCAGAUCCGGAGGCGAUGGAAUACCAGCUGAAGAAGUACCUGCUGCUGCUUGCCACCCUGGUGGCGACGGUGACCUACGCGGCGGGGCUCAACCCGCCGGGGGGUUCCUGGCUGGAGGACGACACGUCGGGAGGGCACUGGCACUUGGCCGGCGACUCCAUCCUCCGGAAGACCGACUACAUGCGCUACAUCGUCUUCUACUGCUUCAACGCCAUCUCCUUCGCGGCGUCUCUCAUUGUCAGCCUCCUCCUCCUCCUCUUGCACCAGGGCGACCGGGGCUGGCUGCUCAAGCUCACGCGGGCGGUGAUGAUGGUCGACCUGAUCGGCCUCAUGGGGGCCUACGCCGCCGGAGGUAGCCAUGACAAGUUCACCACCAUUUGCGCCUCCGUCCUGGUUGGCGGCACCUCCGCCUACUUGAUCUUCGUCGUCCCCAUCUUUAUAUUUAAAGAAGGCCAGGAAGCAUCGUCGCACAACCGCGACGAGCAAUCCAAGCAUGAGAUGUUGUUGGUGCUCGCCAUCUUCGUGGCGACCAUCGCCUACGUGGCAGGGCUCAACCCACCCGGUGGCUUCUGGCGGAGCAUGCAGGACGGCCACCACACUGCCGGCGACCCGGUGCUGCAGGGCUUGCAUCCAAUCCGCUACAAGUUCUUCUUCUUCAGCAACACCGCCGCCUUCGUCGCAUCGCUGCUAGCUAUCACCUUCGCUGCACUCUACGAGAAGUUUGAACUCAAGGCUGUUAAGGUUCCGCUGUAUGUGCUCAUCAUCACGGCGAUCUUGGGCCUCGGCGGCGCCUACGCCGCUGGGAGCUGCAGGGACAGCAAGCACACAGCCUAUGUUCUUGCCCUAAUUGGCCCAGUUCUUGGCUGCAUCGUUCUCCAACGGUUUCUUGCCAUCAAGCUGGAAGGUCGCUUCGGUUUUGAUAAUAACGGGUCGGGGGGCAGCGGAGAACGUAAUGGUCUGGAGAAGCCUCGUGAAGUCAUUCAGUUGCUUGCCACUCUUGCGGCGACGGUUGCUUACCAAGCAGGAGUGGAUCCACCUGGUGGCGUCUGGGCUGACAGCGGGGAGGGCCACAUCGUAGGAGACCCAAUCCUCUUGACGACGCAUCCUGGGCGGUACAGGGUCUUUUUCUACUUCAACUCAGCGGCUUUUGUGGCGUCCCUGGUCAUCAUGGUGAUGCUGCAGAGCAAGCGCCUCGUAAGAGGACACGCGCUGGAGGCGGCCAUGAUCCUGGACCUGUUUGGCCUCAUAGGCGCGUACGCCGCCGGAAGCAGCAGGGACACAAGCACCUCCAUCUACACGCUUGCCAUUGCUGGUGGUGUCCUUGUCUAUGUGGUGAUCCACAUUGUCUUCACACUACACCCCAGUAGUGAAGAUAAGAAGAGUGAUGAAGAAAAGAAGCAGGAGAAGCAGAGUGAGGAAGAAAAGAAGAAGGAGGAUCAGCUGGAGAAGAAGCGUGAGGUGCUGCUGCUUCUUGCAAUCUUGGCUGCAACACUCACCUACCAAGCUGGCUUGACCCCGCCCGGUGGCUUGUGGGAGAAUGACAAGUUUGGGCACCGCGCUGGCUUCCCAGUCCUCCUAGACAAGUACCCUCGCCGUUACAAGGCAUUCUUCUACUGCAACGCGGCGAGCUUCAUGGCAUCCGUGGCUCUUAUCGUCCUCCUCCUCAACCGAAACCUGUAUGGGCCGGGCAUCAAGUGCUACGCGCUCUUAGUCUGCAUGGUGGCCGGCAUGUUCGGCCUCAUCGGUGCCUACGCUGCCGGAAGCUCCCUGCAUCUGGGAACCUCCAUUGUUGACCUGGCAUUGGUUAUUGGGGUUUUCGCCAUCGUAGUCUAUGUGGCAAUCAUCCGCCAUCGUCAGCAAACACAAGGUGCACAAAGGACGACGACACAGAAUCAGCAAGAGGAAAAGAAGAACGAAGAGUUCGACAUGAUGAUGGCCAAGUACCUGAUGCUGGUAGGAAUACUGGCUGCCAGCGUGACCUACCUGACGGGCCUGAAACCACCGGGUGGCCUGUGGAGGGAAGACGGCGCUGGGCACGAUGCCGGCAACCCGGUGCUCUACGACGCCGACAAGCAUCGGUACAACGCUUUCUUCUACAGCAACUCCACUUCCUUCAUGGCUUCCAUCACCGUCAUCGCCCUCUUGCUUUCGCGGAUGAUACUUGGAAGCAACAAGCCUCUUUGGCCCAUGCACACCGCCAUGCUGCUGGACAUGCUCGCCCUCCUGGGAGCCUACGCGGCAGGCAGUGCUCGGGACUGGUGCACGUCCAAGGAUGUCGCCCUGCUUCUCUUCCCUAUACUGGGCUUCGUUUUGCUGCUCUUCUUCUGGAAGAAACAACCACAACCUCAACCUGACCAACAUGGACAUGCUCAACACUGAUCUAUCUGCUGUUAUUGUUGUGAAUCGUUUUCUGCUUGUUUGCUUUAAUAAUCUGUAUAAUAAUGUUUUUAGCAUACUUUCUAAUAAAGUUGGAAUCCAAGGUGUGUGCACAGAUGUCGAGUUGUUUGCCCCCUUAUGUAUUCUUUCUGUAUUAUUGCUAUAUAAGAGAAUAUACUGAACAAAAAAAAAUUCUACGGAUGUCAUUAUGUGGAACCAAA
Molecule: messenger RNA, 2846 nt
Organism: Panicum virgatum (switchgrass)
Lineage: Eukaryota; Viridiplantae; Streptophyta; Magnoliopsida; Poales; Poaceae
Exons: 2
Coding region: 154-2628 (824 amino acids)
Source: RefSeq, a predicted model, not a curated record